Ochotona princeps (American pika) is the source of this 735-nucleotide messenger RNA. It is a transcript of the gene C17H17orf67, whose product is annotated as chromosome 17 C17orf67 homolog. The transcript has 4 exons. Bases 29 to 301 code for a protein of 90 amino acids. Lineage: Eukaryota; Metazoa; Chordata; Mammalia; Lagomorpha; Ochotonidae. The record is from RefSeq and is a predicted model, not a curated record.
GCAGCAGCGGAGACAGAAGGCGCGCAGGAUGGAGAGGCUGGCAGUGUUGUUGCUCUUGCUCAGCUCGCUGACUUUGGGCUCAGAGACCUCCCCACUCUUGACGGAAAAACAAGCUAAGCAGCUGCUGAGAUCCCGGCGGCAGGAAGCGCCCCGCAAGCCAGGCUUCCCUGACGAGCCCAUGCGGGAGUACAUGCUCCAUCUGCUGGCCCUGGAGCACCGCGCUGAGGAGCAGUUCCUGGAGCACUGGCUGAACCCACACUGCAAGCCCCACUGUGACAGGAACCAGGUCCACCCCGUGUAAGGGGGCUGGGAGCAGCCUGCAAACAUUGUGAUAGGUGAUGACCCGGAUAAUGUCAACACAGGAUGGACUUCUUUCAUUGGUUUUCAAAUUGUGGUGAUGGAUUUCUUCAGAUUUGGUGAUGGGUGGUUGUGCCCAAGCUUGCCUUGGGCCUGCCAAAUAUAUACGCUGCUUCAUUAUUCUAUCCUGCACAAGUCAUUGCAAUGAAUAGCUUUUAAGGUGUAGAUCCCAAGUUCCCAACAUCUUCCUACUGGAUGAUAAGGCUGAGCAGAUGCAGACUCUUUCCUGGGGCUGAUGAUGCUGGGAGCUCUGGACUAGGAACCAGGGACGGCUUGUUCAGAGAAGUGACGCAUACCACUUGGGGCUGUUGAGUUUUUGCUUGACCAUUUGUCUCUUUCUUUCUCUAUUCCAAUAAACAUUGAUGUCAGAUCUGCUUU